UCUGAGUCUAAUGUUAUUGCUCUGAGACCUUCUGUGAGCAACACAUCAGGUUGCAUCAGGUAAGUCAUGAAGAUGUCCUGGAAAAUUUUUUAUUAUUAAAACAAAUGAAAAAAAAAAUAUCGUAAAGAAUGUUUUGUAUUUUUUGACUCAGACAUACUGCUCUUUAACUCUGGUAUCUAAAAAGGGUCAAGUUUUUCCACACCGUUAUAAGGCUGCUCUUCUGCUCAACAGCACACAUCCGUUUGCCCAUCCAGGCAUGCUGCAGCGUGAGCCGCUCUCCACCCGGCCAUGCUUGCUUUGGCUCGUGCUCUAGCAAAUUAAUGAGCGAAGCAGCGCGCGCCGAGGGCUGACCGAAAUCGCCUGCAGUUGCGGAUCAUUGAUAUUUUAAAUCUCCAUCUGCUGUGUUCUACUGUGGGGAAACGCCAUUAUGUGGAGGAGGAUUUGGAUAAUGCAAUAGGCUCUGCUGUUAUACGCCAACGAAAUUAUCCUUUUUGCCAAAUCUGUUCGCAGCAGAUGAAUGGGUAAUGCUCCUGAGUCAAAAUCACUACAUAUCUGACUUGCAGGGAUCAUCUGAUAGUAUGUCGUAAAUGGAAUGUCUAAUUACCGUUAAUGAAAAUGGCUGCCAAGUUCUGUAACUCUGGCACAGGUGAUGAUUUUUUUAUUUAUAUAUUAUGGUGUCCCUGACAAAAUACAGUCCUUUCAAAAAGUUGUUUGGUUGAGUGAGACGCCAGGUCACAGUUCUCUUAUACACUCAAUGAUGGAAAUCACAAUAAUCAAUCAAUCAAAUGUUGCUCAAACUAAUUUACCAUGCAGUUAGUAUGAUCAACACGGUUAUUAAAUCCUACACUUAGGAUUUUACCAUGCUGGCAGUUCUGUAGACUUGCACCAUGUAGCUCCUUCAGAAAUGUGAUUUCUGAUGAAGAACAUCCUUCUUACUAACUGCAGGUCAAUGCUGCCCCUGAAACAAAUCAUUGUCAUUUCAGAAAUAGCAGCAUGUGAUAUUACAGCUUUUGUUCCAGUGUUAUUUAAUGGAAUGCAUAAGGGGUGUAAGAGCAUGCAUUAAUAUUUAUUGCUCAUAUCGGUCUACACGAACCAGAGGCACAGGUGGUGUUAAAGAGAGUGGAAAUGAAAAGAUGGAUGAUUGGAUGAAAUGAAAGACAAAGGUCUGUGAAGAGACCAGGGGAUGUUUCUGUCUGCUAGAUUUCGGAGAGCUACACGAAUAGAGAAUGGGCAAUAAGAGGCCGGGGGAAAGAGCAACAACACUGGGAAAGAGGGAUUAAACAUGUCCCACAUGUACCUUCCAGGCUCCACAAGAUGUCUCUGCUGAGGUAAGAGCAGAGUCCUGAGAGGAUCAGCAAUCCGAAAGAGCCAGAGGUCAGCAUUCAGUCUCAUUAGUGGGUCAAUAGGUUGACCGCAUGACGCCAGGAAAAGUGAAGUGAGCUCUUUUUCCUCUUUUUUGGCCUCGCAAAGCUCUGCAGUUUGUUUACCUCGCACGUAAAGGCGCGCACACACACACACAUACACAUACACACAUUAGCAGGCAGGGGAAGAGGAGGCCGAGUGGAGGAAGUGCUUCGUCAUGGCCCUGGUGAACUCGUGUGUCUGCUCUCGGGGCUGCAAGGGGAAAAAAUGACUGGCGACAGGAAAAAACAAAGCGGUGAUAUCGUCACUGGGACAUGCAGCAGGAAUUCGCUCGGGUCUCUGCCAGAGCAACAGCGUAGAAACUGUGUUAUGGGGACCGCUAUUUUACGUCAUAUGAUAGCGUAGUUCCAGUCAGGGGUUUGGUAUUUCUCAUUGUGGUUUAUGGGAGGAGGAAAGGGAUAAUUUUAUAAAGAUUUGCAGUGGAUUGCCUUUUUAAGUAAACCAGCUCAAGUUUUAUGAGUUUUUCAUUGUGUGGAUGUGUGGUGUUGAGCUGCACACUACAGCAUGAUUUCAGAGCAGGGUAUCUGACAGAAGGAGGCAUUUUACUCAGGUCACACAGAUAUAGAGCACCUGUGACCUCAUGAAGCGUGGCAGUCCUUACAGGGUGAGAGAGAGGAGGAUGAUCCACUUGAGUGAUUUUCCAUUCAGAAGACAUUCCUGGAUUUGUUUCGAUGUGGAUAAUGGCACGUCAUCAGGACGCAGCCCGUUGGACCCGAUGGCCAGCCCUGGGUCAGGUCUCAUCCUGCAGGCCAACUUCGUCCAUAGCCAGCGGAGGGAGUCGUUCCUGUACCGCUCUGACAGUGACUAUGACCUCUCACCAAAGUCUAUGUCAAGAAACUCCUCCAUCGCCAGUGACAUACAUGGAGAUGACAUGAUUGUUACCCCUUUUGCACAGGUCCUGGCUAGCUUAAGAACAGUACGGAAUAAUUUUUCAGCACUGACAAAUGUACAGCAAGAAAGAGCCUCCAACAAGAGAUCACCCAUGUGUAAUCCUCCCCCCAUCACAAAGACCACAUACACAGAAGAGGCCUACCAGAAGCUGGCCACUGAGACGCUGGAGGAGCUUGACUGGUGCCUAGACCAGCUGGAGACCCUGCAGACCCGGCACUCGGUCAGCGAGAUGGCCUCUAACAAGUUCAAGAGGAUGCUGAACCGAGAGCUGACCCACCUGUCUGAAAUGAGCCGCUCUGGAAACCAGGUGUCUGAGUUCAUCUCCAGUACUUUUUUAGACAAGCAGCAUGAAGUGGAAAUGCCGUCUCCACAAUCACAGAAGGACAAGGAGAAGAAGAAGCGGCCGAUGUCCCAGAUCAGCGGCGUGAAGAAGCUCACUCACAGUUCCAGCCUCACCAAUUCCAACAUCCCUCGCUUCGGAGUCAAGACGGACACAGAGGAAGCACUGGCCAAGGAGCUUGAAGAUGUGAACAAAUGGGGCCUUAAUGUUUUCAAAGUCACAGAGUUCUCUGGCAACAGACCUUUAACAGUUAUGAUGUACACAAUAUUCCAGGAGAGAGACUUAUUAAAAACAUUUAAAAUUCCACUCGACACUUUUAUAACGUAUCUGAUGACGUUAGAAGACCAUUACCAUAGCGAUGUUGCCUACCACAACAACAUCCACGCUGCCGAUGUGACUCAAUCCACUCAUGUGCUGCUCUCCAGCCCUGCUCUCGAGGCUGUUUUCACAGAUUUAGAGAUUCUUGCUGCCAUAUUUGCCAGCGCGAUACAUGAUGUCGAUCAUCCUGGCGUCUCCAACCAGUUCCUCAUUAACACUAACUCUGAGCUGGCUCUUAUGUAUAAUGACUCGUCUGUGUUGGAGAACCAUCACCUGGCUGUGGGCUUUAAGCUUCUGCAGGAGGAGAACUGUGACAUCUUCCAGAACCUCACCAAGAAACAGAGACAGUCGCUGCGCAAGAUGGUCAUCGACAUUGUUCUGGCGACAGACAUGUCGAAACACAUGAAUUUACUGGCGGAUCUGAAAACCAUGGUGGAGACAAAAAAAGUGACCAGCUCUGGAGUUCUGCUGCUGGAUAAUUAUUCAGACAGGAUACAGGUGCUACAGAACAUGGUGCACUGUGCAGACCUCAGUAACCCCACCAAGCCACUGCAGCUGUACCGCCAGUGGACAGACCGCAUCAUGGAGGAGUUCUUCAGCCAGGGAGACCGUGAGAGGGAACGAGGCAUGGAGAUCAGCCCCAUGUGUGACAAACACAACGCUUCGGUUGAGAAAUCCCAGGUGGGCUUCAUCGACUACAUCGUGCACCCGCUGUGGGAAACGUGGGCAGACCUGGUGCACCCCGACGCCCAGGACAUCUUGGACACCCUGGAGGACAACAGGGAGUGGUAUCAGAGCACUAUCCCGCAGAGCCCGUCCCCCGCACUGGACACAAAUUCAGAGGGACGCCGCACCACCACCCAUGACAAGUUCCAGUUCGAGCUCACACUGGAGGAGGACGGGGAAUCGGACACAGAGAAGGACAGCGGCAGCCCUCCAGAUGAGGAGGAGGAGGAAGAGGAAGAGGAUGAGAACAGCUGCAGUGACUCUAAAACCCUUUGCACACAGGACUCGGAGUGUACCGAGAUCCCCCUGGAUGAACAGGUGACUGAAGGGGAGGAGGUAGGAGAGGAGCAGAGAGAGGAGGAGGGUGAGAUAUCAGAACCCUGUGUUUUAGUGGAACGGGAGGAGGAGGAGGAGGAGGAGGAGGAAGAGCAGGACACUGCCAAUACGUAACACAGUAUGAGAUAGCAUCUGGACUUCUUUUAUACUAGACAUGAGAGCCACUUAUUUAUGGAUAAGCUGUAGGGUUUUUCAUAUUUUUAUGUUUUUUGUGUGUAUGUGUGUACUGUACAUCUUUAUCCAAAAAUGUAUAUUCAUUUCCCUAUCACCAUCACUGGCAUCAUCCAUAUGGUCCUUGUUUUUAUUUUAUUUUUUUAACUUUUAUCCAUGACUAGUGCCGUUUUGCCCAUUUUUGUACUCAGGAAAGUCUUUUCCACGCACACACAUUUGAAACAAACGUUUGUCUUUUUUGUAAUUUGUCAAUAUUUCUGUUUUUAACUAAGGUGGAAUUUAAAAAAGAGAUUCAUUUAGUUUUCAGUUUCAUUUGCCAAAAACACCCAUCAAACCAUCUGGGGUUUUUUUUCCAACUUGUGGUUUGAUGGGAGCUUCAUUGCAUGGAGACACAUGUGGCUGGUAGACAUUCACUACACAAUUUGAAUGUUAUUUCUUCCUCAAAGUCUAGAUCUACUUUAUUUGCAGUGCUUAGUGUAGAUAGACUCAUUACCAAAGCUAAUAGAAAUGACUCAUGGCACAAGGAAAUCAAACUGAAAAAAAUUUACAAUCGGCAACUGCCAAAGAGUGUUUUUUUUCUGUUGUUGUCGUUGUUGUUGUUUUUUUUUUUUUUUUAGUGUUAUGUGUCGUCUUUAUGAAAUAACAUAUUUGUUUAUUAUUUAAUGGAAAGAGUGCUCCGUUUGGUGCAGGCCAUCAGUUACAUAGUAACUGACACUAAUCAUUGACUUGUUUUUUAUUUUCUCGGUCUUACUUAGACAAGCCUUAAGAUUUUGUUGCCUGUCAAAAAAUGGACUAAACCAGAAGCUUCCUGCUUCUUCAUUCCUAAAGGUGAUGUAAAGUUUGAACUAAAGAUUCAUAAACAGGCCAAAAUAGAGACAGCAAAUCGAAUGAUAAGUUGUUUCACUCUUUUCUCAGGCUUCAUUAUUUGUAUGGCAGUUUUCUGUUUAGAAGUCACUGGUGUCAAGACGUAUGCUGACUCCUAAAUGGCUCUCUACUGCUUACUUUUAUAUACACUCACUGACCACUUUAUUAGGAACACCUGCUUAAUCAUGCAAGUAUCCCAUCAGGCAAUCAUGCAGCAGCAGCAAAUCCUGCAGACACAGAUCAAGCACUUCAGUUAAUGUUCACAUCAAACAUCAGAAUGGGGAAAAAGUGUGAUCUCAGUGACUUUAACCGUGGCAUGGUUGUUGGUGCCUGAUGGGUUGGUUUGAGUAGUUCAGAAACUGCUGAUCUCCUGGAAUUUUCAGACAAAACAGUCUCUAGAGAUUACACAGAAUGGUGUGAAAAACAAAAAACAUCCAGUAAGUGUUCUUUGUUUUUUGCAACAUUCUGUGUAAACUCUAGAUGAUAAGAAUGUUAACUGAAGCUCUUGACAAGCAUUUGCAUAAUUUUAUGCAUUGUUCUGCUGCCACUUGAUUGCCUGAUUGCAUCAGUGAUCAGGUGUAGUGGUGUUCCGAAUAAAGCAGAUGGUGAGUGUAGAUACUACGACUACCAUGUAGUCAUUAGCACAUAUUGAUACUAAUGACUACAUGUGGUAUGAAGCAAUAUCCAACUUUUGUCAACAAACAGUACUUUUCCUUGUCACUGGGAUGGUACCAUCAAGAGGACAUCUUUUGUACCUUUAGUAUGUAUCUUAUACUUGGGAAUUAUGUGGUGUAUCUUUAAAUAGCUGUCCGAGUAAAGUUUCAAAGGUACAUCAGUGGUCCUUAAAGUCCAAUUACAUACUUUCAAUUAUUUUUAAAGGUAAAAGAUACAUACUAAAGGUACAAAGAUAACCCCUUGAUGGCACCACCCUGGUGACAAGGAAAAAGCUCAGUUUGGUACCUUCAUUUUUGAGAGUGGAAGAGAUUCAUUUGGGAUUCAGCUAUACUGUGUGUAUGUAGUGGGAUCCAAAAGUCUGAGACCACAUUGAAAGCAAAGUAUUAAUUACUAAGAAGUUCUGAAAUUCUUGUAAAGAUUUCUUGCUGAUUAUUGCUGAUAAUAUAAUUUGUAGUUAACUCUUUUGAAAAGAAUGCAAAUUAGAAGUAUUUUCACUAGUAGUCUUAGACUUUUGGACCCCACUGUAUACAAGCAAAAUCCUUCUAGCUCUAACUCCUAAAGCUUCGCUUCAGAUGACCAUGGGGGAACGGGUCAGAUCAGAAGCACCAAUACUAGGCAUCACGAGUGUUUUUGCUCAGUGUGUGUUGUAAACAUCUAUAAGCCAGAGAUUCAGCGUGAAACUGCACAGCAGCAUGCUUAAAUGUAUAUAGCUGGUUAAGAUGAGCCUAAGGCUGAAGGCCAGUAAGUCUUCUUCUUCUUCUUCAUUCCUCAUUCUGGUUUGAUCACAGGGCAGUCAGCGCUAAUGUGACUUUCCGCUGAAACUUGCACUCAUUCGCUGCACCAGUACACCUGUUCAGUUUGUGUUUACCAUUAUGAGCCUCCUUCUAAUUUAUUUCCGUUUUUCCAUUUCUGCGCUUGUAGCAUGGUGAAAUCAAAUCCAACUGUAGCAGCAGAAGGGUGGUGAGAGAGCAAGUGUGAGCAUAUUUUGAUUAGAAGACAGUAACUGUAAUGUUAAUCAAAUGUUAAAAAAAGAAAACUAUAUGUAUAAAGACCCCGCCUUUAGAAACGGCCCGUCCUUGGAUUUUUUUUUUUUUAUUAUAUUUUUUGUCUCAUUGCCAAAUGAUUUCUCUCCAUCAGUUAAUCCUCAGCCAGUUUCCUUGCUUUCAGUGGUUUCUCAUUUCUGUCUGUUUACAUGUAUUUAUUGUGCUGUACAGUACAUACUGUUGUUCUUACCAUGUUGUAAAUGAUUCUAUCAUCCCUAAUGGUGAUGGUGUUGCUGUAUUACAGAACUCUUAUUGAGAGAAUGUUUUAUUCUUAUUCAUUAUAUUAAGGACCCAUCUAUAAACAUCUCCUACGAGAUUGUUUUGUGUGGAGGAGUGAAGAAAUCCAAUUUUUUGUGUGUUUUCUUUCUUUAGAGAAACAGCAGUCCCUUGGCCAGAGGGUUGUGCCUUAAUAAACUUUUUUAUUUAAGUUUCUUAUCUUCUUGCUGCACUAAAGAAAAAAACGUACUGGCUGGAAAUUGACCUUAAUGUAUUUUAUUAUUGUUAUUUUCCUCAUUUUUAAGUGUAAGAGAUGAAUAUUUCUUGAUUGAGAUGAGUGAUUUCUUCAGCUGAUGAAAAAGGCCAGUAUGGAAGAUUGUUUUGUGUCUAAAAGUAAAUCACUACAUUUGGCAGCACACUGUAAUGCUGUUUUUUUUUUUCUUUCUUUUUUUUUUUUUUUUUUUGUAACCAGAUCAGAUUGAUGUGUUUUUAUAAGCUGUCAACAUAUGAUUAUGUGCUAAACUAUGGUAAUAUGUGAUAUAUACAGUCCCCUCAGAAAAGCAAGGCCAAUUCUUUUCUUUUUGCUAUACACUGAAGACACUGACGAUGAGUAUAACACAUCUAGAUGUAUAUGAUAUUUACAUCUAGAUGUGUUAAACAACUUAGAACAUGGCACCUUAGGUGGCAGAACACCUAAUUUUUAGGUGAGCAAAAGUAUUAGAAUGGAUAGUCUUAAAGUAAAUUAAAGUAAAGAACACUUAAUAUUUGGUUGCAUAUCCCUUGCGUGCAAUAACUGCAUCAAACCGGUGACCCAGCUUUCUGGUCUUCAUGUUGGUUUAUCCUUUUUAACACACGCAAAACCCAGGGCUCAAACCAAGAGUGGUUAUUCAGACCUAUUAAUUGUUUAAAUAAUCAAACUAACAGGGCACACCUGACCAACAAGAAACACCUGUCAGUCACAUGUUCCAGUAUUUUUGAUCACUUGAAAAAAAUGGGUGGAGUCAAAGAAAAGUGCCAUGUUUUAAGUUAUUUAACACAUGUAGAUGUAAAUAUCAGGAAAUGAAAGCUGAGAUUCUGAUCUAUUGUCUAAUAUUAAUCUUUUGAUCUCAAACCCAAAUGUCUUCAAUGUCUAGCAAAAAGAAUAGAAUUAGCCUUGCUGUUCCAAUACUUUCGGAGGGGACUGUAUGAAUGUGUGCCAAAGCAGAAUUGAAAAGCUCUAGAUCUGUGUAAAUUUUUUUUUUUUUUUUUAGACUUACUGGAUUUUCAGUCAAUGUUAAUAAUUAAUUUGACUGAAACAAAAGAUUCAUGCUAGAUCAUUAAAGUUUUUUACUGACAUCUGUGUAACAUGCAAUAUGAAAAAAAAAAAACACUUUGCAUUUCCAUUGGGGACGUUAGGCUUUUUCAUUUUGGAUAAAGGAUGGAAUGUCUUUAUAAACUCCAAUCCUUGAGUGGAGACUAAUUUUGACACAUAUACUGUAGAUUCCUAAUUGCCCUAAAUGGAUAGAAUCAGUGGCUCCUUUCCUUUUUUUGUCUCAUGCCAUCUUUUUACAUCAUCAGAAAAAAAAAAAAAAACGAUUUAGGGAUAACUAUUUUUUGUUAUGUGACUUGAAUGCCAACUUACCUGGAGGUUUCACAAGACAAUGUAGUUGUUUAAUGGAUUCCUUAUUUAUGACAGUCUAUUGGAUAGAACUGUAGAAGUUAAACUUGUAAAAAAAAAAAAAAAAAAAAGUUAAAAUUGAAUAAAAAUGUUUUAUAUGCACCAGAAUAAAUGAAAGCAUGGGUUGACUGCAUACAUCUGUGCCGUGUCUUUUUAUCUGAACUCAUAAUCAGAUGUGUAGUGUAAUGUGGAAUAUGACUCCUCAAACGCAGUCAAACCUCAGAAAGUGGGAUUGA
Messenger RNA from Pangasianodon hypophthalmus (striped catfish), 8895 nucleotides. RefSeq names its product phosphodiesterase 4D, cAMP-specific (gene pde4d). Bases 2003 to 4147 code for a protein of 714 amino acids. Gene Ontology annotation, molecular function: 3',5'-cyclic-AMP phosphodiesterase activity. The transcript has 15 exons. NCBI's taxonomy places the organism in Eukaryota, Metazoa, Chordata, Actinopteri, Siluriformes, Pangasiidae. Gene Ontology annotation, cellular component: perinuclear region of cytoplasm; cytosol; nucleus. The record is from RefSeq and is a predicted model, not a curated record. Gene Ontology annotation, biological process: signal transduction.